CUCUCAUCCAUCCCCAUCCCCACCGCCGCAAUUCUCCCUACUCACCUUCAUCCAGAUCCACAGAGCGAGAGACAAGGGCCGCCGGAUCAAGAGAUCAAGAAGUUUCCGUCGGAUCUCAUUCACCAUGGUGGUCGCGCUCGGUCCGGGCAGGUUCUACGGCGGCGGCCUGCCUCGCCCCCGCGUCUUCCCGGGCGACCGUGUCGACCCGCCGGCGCCCGUCACCGACGCGCUGCUCUGCUGGGCGCGGGACGCGCACUGGUCCAUGGGUGGGCUCGGCGCCAAGCGCCUCCGCCUGCAGGGCCGCAUCGAGGGCAACCUCAUCAAGCUCCGCCGCACCGCGCGCCGCGACGCCAGGGUCUCCGCCAAGUCCGCCAAGGCCUCCAAGUCCAAGGUCCGCGCCGCGGGGCACGGGCCCGCGCCUGCCACCCUCGACGACGCGCUCGGCUCCGACGACGACGACUCCGAGGACGAGGCGGAGGUCGCGGCCCAGGAGAAGGCGAUGCGGCGCGAGGUGGUGGAUGAUGAUGAGGACUCCGAGUCCGGCGAGUCCGAGGGCGAGGGGGUGCCGCUCGUGACCAUCGCCGCCGCCGCCAAGAGGAAGCGCGCCAGGAAGCUCUCCGACGAGUUCGACCGCAUCGCCGCCGCGCAGCUCGAGGGCGGCGCGAAGAAGAAGCCCAUGGCCGCGGCUCCGGCCAAGGCGUCGCUCAGGAAGAAGGCUGCUGCUUCUGCUGCGGCGGUUCCUGCUCCGGCCGCUGAGGCACCUGCCAAGAAGUCGCUGAAGAGGAAGGCGGUGGCGCCUGCGGCUGGUGCGGAGCCGAGGACGUCACCGAAGAGGAAGGCUCCGGAGGUGCCGGCGGCAAGGAGGACGUCGCCGAGGUCGAAGCACUGAUGGAUAGGUGCUCGUUUCCAUUUGCAAUCCCUGUUCUUGGUUCGUCAGAUUGGUGGGUCUAGCGAUUGAGGUGUGAUCUUGAAGAGGCAGUGUACUGUGUGUUUGUCGAAAUGCUUGAAUGGAAUCUAGUGUCGUGCUUCUUUCUGUA
Aegilops tauschii subsp. strangulata is the source of this 1037-nucleotide messenger RNA. RefSeq lists its product as uncharacterized. The record is from RefSeq and is a predicted model, not a curated record. Lineage: Eukaryota; Viridiplantae; Streptophyta; Magnoliopsida; Poales; Poaceae.